CACUGACUGGCAAUAUGCACUAUCCCACGUGAUUAAAUCCAACCAAUUAGAAUGACCUCUGGGCGGGGCUUCAAUAUUGCUAUGAUGGCUGACUUGUCGGAUAAAUCAGAUGUUGAUCCUGAAGAAUUGGCCAAGAUGGUUGAAGAUAUGGAUGAUUUGGAUAACGAUUUGUUUGGUUCUACAUUGAGCAAACCAAAGUCAGGUACCUCCAUUCAAUCUAAAGAGCCUGACAAUCAGAUCUUAUCUGGUGCUAAGAAGAGGGUAGUAUUCCGUGAUUUCAAUGAAGAUGAUCCACUAGCAGAUUUGCUAUCCGACGAGGAGACUUUUCAACAAAAAUCAAAGCAAGCAGUAUCAAAACCAAAGGGUAGUAAGAUGGCCGAUUUAUUUGGACUUAAAAAUACAAAUCCUACAGAACAUGUGAAAUCUCCCAUAAAACAAUCAACGAUAAGUAGUUUUUCAAAAUCUGAAGAAACAAAACCAAAAACUUUUACUCGAGAUCCUGACUGGCUGGGUAUAAUGGAUGAAACACCUUCUUACCACCAGGAAUCAAACAUACAGAAAGUUGUUCAAAACCCAAAAACUGUGUUUGAUUCUAAAAACGACGUGGUCGCAGAAUUACCAGAUAGACCAACUUCUACGAGUGAAAAAAUAAAAAAAUCUUCAUUGAUGGAAGAUUUAUUCGGAAACAAACCACGUACUACACCAUCGAAAGAAUUAAAUCCUCGCAAGGAUCCCAUAAGACCAGGAAUAGAAACACCAGUAACUCAACCAAGGCAGGAAGCAGCUAAAAUCGAAUCAAAAUCCUUGGGAAUUGGAUAUGCUCCAACCGUAUCAGCACCACGAGAACCUCGCCGAGGUAGAAGAGGUUCCGGGGUGAUAAACGAUCCUCUAGGUAUACUUUCUUUGUCGUCCACGCAUGUUGAACAGCCUCCUCCUAACGCUACUGAAGAUGACACGCCCAAGAAUAAUCAACUGUCGCUUUUAAAAGAAAAGGAGAAUAUUCUGACGCUUUCUGAAAAAGGAACAAAAGCAGUGAGCAAGGAUAGUCUUCCAGAAUGGUUGGGAGGACCAAAGAAAUCGAAGGAAGAAAAAUUAGAAGGUGAAAAACAAACUUUUUUGUCUAAUGCAAAUCAAAAAGAUGAUUUGCCAAAGGUUUCUCAACCAGUAGAAAACAGUACACUGUCACAAGACAUUCAAAGUGUUCAAGAGCCUGUAUUGAUUCAGCAAUCCAGUUUGGAUUACGAUAAAAUUAAUUAUCCUGAACAUAUGUCUCUAUUAAUGGGAACGCAGUUCGAUCAACAGGCGGCGAUUAUGUCCAUGCAACAACAAGAACAUGAACUGAGAAUAGCCACCACAUUGUCUCGGCAGAAUGAACAAUUAAGUCAACUUUUGGAGAGUCAAAAAAAUAGACUGAAUGAACAAGAAAGACAGUUUAAUAUGCUUAUCAAGAAACAAAUAGAUAGGCAGAUUUUAUUAGAAACGCAAAUGAAGAUACAGCAAGAACGUAUUAAUAACCAUAUUCAGACUCUGAUGGCUCAGCCAAAUUCUGUGCCAAUGACUUUUGUCGUUAACAAAAAUCUAAAUAAUGGCAUGAACGAGGAACCAAAGAACAAGGAAGAAGAAUCCGAAAGUCUGGUACAUAAAUUACAAAUGGAAAAGUUAUAUUUAGAGAACACGCUGGAAACUUUGAAAGAGACACAUGACAGAGAGAUUACGAUUAUUGAAGAAUCCUACAAAAAACAAAUAACUAUCAUGCAGGAAGCAGUGGAAAAACUUGAAAUCAGAAUGCGACACGACUCCGAAGUAAUGGAAGCUGAUUACGAGGCUAAAAUUGAAAAAUUAAAGGAAGAAAAAAGAAAUUUGGAAUCUGUUUAUACGGAGGAGAUAGAAAAACUAAAGAAAGAACACGAGGGAUCUCUUAGAGAUAUUCACGAACGUCAUCGUCGUAGCGUUAUACUCCUGGAAAAGGAACAUGCUGAGACCAUAGAAAGUAUUAAUAAAGCAAAAGAAUUGGAACGCCAAGCUAUAGGAACUACAAAAAGUUACAGUACAGAUUUGACGGCUGUAUUAGACAAAGCACAAUCUGCCAUAGAAGGCAUUCAAUCGCUACAUGAUAAAAUUCAAGACAAAAAUAUAGAAACAGAAGAAACGAGAAAAAACUAUUUGAAUAAACAAGUGGAACACUUAGAACUGCUAAAAAAGCAAGUGGAAAAACAUGAAAACACACUAAAUGCAGAACGCAGUCAGUUAAUGGAGGCUGCACAGAAAAUGGAGAUUGGAGCUAUUCGAAUGAUUUCUGAAUUUCAAAAAAGAAGCAUAGAAAAUAAUGAAGCUGAAGAAAGACUCAAGUCUAGAGAACAAUCUCUUGUGCGGGACAGAGAAUUGUUCAAUGAGCAAGUUCAAUGGGAGCGGAGCUAUUUACAAGUAAUAAAAGAGACAUGGCUGAAAGAGCAAGAAAGACAAAAUAAAUUGAUUGCACAAGAGCGAGAAGCUAUUGCAUCUGAAAAAGCAAAAUUGGAAGUAACCAGCAGAUUGAAAAUUGGAUCUGAUGAUACAGCAAAAGCCGAGAUUGAAGCUGCUUUGAAAGCCGCGCAGGAUGCAGCAGCUAAUGCUAAUCAGGAAAGACAAAAAUGGCGGGAAAGAGUCAGUGAACUUGAAUCGCAACGUCAAAUAUUACGUGAAAAAGAAAGUCAGCUGGUAUUACGUGCUAAGGAACUGGAAGAUCUUACACAGUCUGCAUUAGAAAAAAGGGAAGAGGGUCUUAGAGCAUUAAGAGAAGCUCGUCGUAUUGAAAAUCAGAACAAAGAAAAGGCUGCCCAGUGGCAAUUACAAAUUGAAGCUUUGGCACAGAGAGAGAAUAAGCUUGCAACCGACAAGCUUGCAUUGGCAAGGGAGCGACUGGCCAUACGAGUGAACCAAGCAGAAAGACCAGAAAAAGAUGUUGAACGAAGUGGUACAUCUUAUAAGCAUGUGGAUGAAUCUUAUUUAUCUGCAUUGUCACAUAAUACGCAAGUCUCAACACACUUUAAAGAUGUUGUCGAUCCUCACUUGAUACUGCUCAAGUUAAAUCUGGACAAUAAAUUAGAAACAGGCAAUGAAUACCUUUCUGUGAUGAACAGUGUGAAUCGAUGAAAUGAAAGAACUAGUAUAGGAAAUAAACAUUCUUUAAUUAGUUUUUUAUGUAUAAAUAUACAAAAUACUGGAAUAGAAUAAAAAU
Messenger RNA from Cephus cinctus (wheat stem sawfly), 3217 nucleotides. It is a transcript of the gene twy, whose product is annotated as fas-binding factor 1. The record is from RefSeq and is a predicted model, not a curated record. Gene Ontology annotation, cellular component: ciliary basal body; centriole; ciliary transition fiber. Gene Ontology annotation, biological process: establishment of epithelial cell polarity; cilium assembly. NCBI's taxonomy places the organism in Eukaryota, Metazoa, Arthropoda, Insecta, Hymenoptera, Cephidae. The coding region runs from base 52 to 3132 and encodes 1026 amino acids. The transcript is spliced from 13 exons.